Quercus lobata is the source of this 2187-nucleotide messenger RNA. Its product is annotated as putative disease resistance protein RGA1. The transcript has a single exon. The coding region runs from base 1 to 2187 and encodes 728 amino acids. NCBI's taxonomy places the organism in Eukaryota, Viridiplantae, Streptophyta, Magnoliopsida, Fagales, Fagaceae. The record is from RefSeq and is a predicted model, not a curated record.
AUGGAGGAUAUUGGUAACAUGUAUUUUGAUAUCUUGUUGGCAAAUUCCUUAUUUCAAGCUGAGAAAAAGGAUGAUUUUGAUAAUAUUAUCAGUUGUAAGAUGCAUGAUUUGGUACAUGAUCUUGCACUCUCAAUUUCAAAAUCUGAGACCUUAUUUUUGAAUAAAGAUUUGGAGGGUGACAUCAGUCACAUACGAUAUUUAUUCAUCGAAUUUGAUGGUAAAAUUGUACCAAGAAUUCCAUCUUCAAAAGAUGAUGUUAGGAGAUUGCGCACAUUUGUUUCUAAAAAUGUUGUGCUUGGCAACACAUUAUUAAAUUUUAAUUGCUUACGUGUUCUAAAAUUAAAUGGAGACUCUAUAAAAGAAUUGCCAAGUUCAGUUGGCCUUUUAAUACAUUUGAGGCUUCUCAACGUCGCAAGUUUAUCCAUCAAAGCAUUACCAAAGUCCAUCACCAAACUCUACAAUUUGCAAACUUUAAGAAUCGAAGGUUGCCCAUAUGUCAGAGAGCCUCUUGAAGAUCUAAAACAAUUGAUAAACUUAAGGCAUAUUUAUAUCCCUUCUGGCUUUAAUGAAAAACUUAAGGAUAUAGGGCAAUUGACGUGUCUACAAACAUUGCGAUGUUUUAUUGUGGGUCAAGAUGCAGGUCAUCGGAUUGAGGAAUUGGGAUGCUUAAAUCAACUUAGAGGAAAAUUAAACCUCUGGAAUCUAGAGCAUGUGAGAGAUAAAGAAGAAGCCCGAAGAGCAAAUUUAGGGGAAAAGGCCAACAUAUGCAUGUUGCGAUUUCACUGGGCCAUAUGGAAAAGAGAAGGCAACUACGAGAAUGAUGAAGAGGUGUUGGAAGGUCUCGAGCCUCAUCGAUGUUUGAAGAGCUUAACAAUUGAUGGCUUUGGAGGAAAGAAAUUCCCAUCAUGGAUGUUGACAAGCCUUGAUGCUUGGGAUGGAAUUUUGCAAUUUGGCAAUUUAAUUGAGAUCCAAUUUAGGAAUUGCAAAAAAUGUGAGGUUCUUCCCACUCUUGGGCUUCUACCCCAUCUUAGGGUUCUUACAAUAGAAGGUAUGGAUGGUGUAAGACAUAUUGGAACUGAGUUUUACAGUAACAAUAAGAAUGGAAGUGAUGGCACUACGUUUUUCCCAGCUUUGAGAAAACUUAAUUUGAGCGAAAUACCCAAUCUAGUGGAAUGGACGGAUGUGAUGGAGCCAGCAACAACAACAGGCCUAAUGGUGUUUCCUUGCCUUGAGGAGUUGACCAUUGAAGGUUGUAGCCAACUGACAAGUGCUCCAUGUCAUUUUUCGAGUCUUAAGAAAUUAGACAUUAGUGACAUGCUUAGCACGACAUUUGAAAACAUUAUUAGCAAGCUUACCACACUCACGUCCCUAGAGGUUUGUAAUAUUUCAGAACUUGCUUGUCUGCCAGAGAAGUUAUUGCAAAACAAUGCGAGUCUCAUGUCUCUGAUGAUAUCGGGAUGGGCCGAUUUGGAGUCCAUCGUGUCACAUGAGGAUGUAUGGGCCUUCUGCACCUCUCUUCGAUCGCUUAAAAUGGAACGAUGUUGGAAAUUACAAAUACAAGGUGUCCCAUCCCAUCUUCAACGCUUGGAGAUAUCUGGGUGUGUUAUUCUACCUACUGGGCUACAAUCAUGCACGUCUCUUACCCUACUAACGAUUCAGUUUUGUGAUAAAUUGAAAUCAACUCCAAAUCUAGGACUGUUGCAUUCUCUUACCCAAUUAAAAAUUAGGUAUUGUGAUAAUCUGAUAUCAAUACCUGGUUUAAGAGGAUUGCAUUCUCUUAUCGAAUUACAAAUUUGGUAUUGUCCUAAAUUGACGAGUCUCCCAGAGGGGUUAGAAUCUCUCACCCGCUUGAAGACUUUGGUGAUUGGCGAGUUUUGUAAGGAGCUAGAUGAUUUCCCGAGUCUCAUUUCUAUUGAACACUUGCACGCAUCCCUGCAACAUUUAGACUUGAAAGGGUGGCCUAAACUUAAGUCUAUACCGGACAAUAUUCAAGCCUUGACUGCCCUUAAAAGUCUCUACAUAUCUGACUUUGAUGGCAUGGAAACUUUGCCUGAGUGGUUGACCAAGCUUUCUUCUCUUCAAACUCUGCGCAUCUUCAGUUGCUCCAAGUUAAAGGAGAGUUGUGCAAUUGGUGGAAAAGAGCGGUACAAAAUUGCCCAUAUUCCAAAUAUCAUGAUCUGGAUAUAA